GCCGGGAGAUCUGGAAAUAUAUCCCUUCUGCGGUGCCACGUGGCAGAGACCCAUUGCCUCUCCCAAUUUCAUGAGGCCAUGCCAGCAAAUCAACUGAUACUCGAAGUUGCCAAGACAGAAACAGAGACAGCGAAAGAGAGUUGGAGAUAAUCAAGCAGUAGAACUGCAAACCAAGAAUGGCGGGAAUAGCUACUUGUGCUUUAACUCUCUCCUCAAGAAGUAAUUUCGGGACAUCUUGGUUGGAAUUUGACACUCAUCAUAGAAGAACCAUCCGGGGAAAACCAAAACGUUGGAGAAAUUUUGGAAUUAGAGCAGAAGUGAAUUUUGUGAAUCCAGAUGAAGCAAAGAAACUUGUAACGGAUGAGGGAUAUGCUGUGCUUGACGUACGAGACAAAACUCAAUAUGAACGAGCUCAUAUAAAAUCAUGCUAUCAUGUUCCUCUUUUUAUCGAGAACCAAGACAAUGACUUUGGUACAAUAAUAAAAAGAACUGUGCACAACAAUUUCUCCGGUUUGUUCUUCGGCUUGCCAUUUACUAAGCUCAAUGAUAAAUUUGUGGACUCUGUGCAGAGUCAGCUUUCACCUCAAAGUAAACUGUUAAUUGUAUGUCAGGAAGGAUUAAGGUCUACUGCUGCAGCCAACAAAUUAGAGGCAGCUGGUUUCAAGAAUGUAGCAUGUGUGACAUCAGGGCUUCAAUCUGUAAAACCAGGAACAUUUGAUUCUGAAGGUUCUACUGAGUUGCAAGAUGCUGGCAAAGCUGGUUUGAUCACAAUUCAAGGCAAGAUCUCAGCAGUACUUGGAACUGUACUUAUCUGUGCAUAUCUGUUCAUCACCUUCUUCCCAGAGCAAGCAGAAAAGCUGCUUCAACUAGCCCCGUCGAGCUAGUUAGCUAGUCCUUUUGAUAAUCUCAAGUUUUGCAAGUGUAAACGGUGACAUGAUCCAGGGAAUGUAGGUGCUCAAUUCCAGCAGCACAAUAUCCUAAUGAACAAGAGAGAGAAGUUAAGGACGUUGAUUCAGGUCGGUGGUCAUGUAAAUUUUUUUAAGAUUAAGCACAUCGGAAAUUAAGAACCAACAAUGAAUUUCCAAACCUCGCGGAUUCGUUCGUCUACCAUUCAUGAACAGCUUUGAUAUGAAAAUUAGAACGCUGGACAGUCUUCACAAA
Populus euphratica (Euphrates poplar) is the source of this 1161-nucleotide messenger RNA. RefSeq names its product Rhodanese/Cell cycle control phosphatase superfamily protein. The record is from RefSeq and is a predicted model, not a curated record. Gene Ontology annotation, cellular component: chloroplast. Bases 177 to 884 code for a protein of 235 amino acids. Lineage: Eukaryota; Viridiplantae; Streptophyta; Magnoliopsida; Malpighiales; Salicaceae. The transcript has 6 exons.